Molecule: messenger RNA, 594 nt
Organism: Myotis lucifugus (little brown bat)
Lineage: Eukaryota; Metazoa; Chordata; Mammalia; Chiroptera; Vespertilionidae
Product: keratin-associated protein 4-12-like
Exons: 1
Coding region: 1-594 (197 amino acids)
Cellular component (GO): keratin filament
Source: RefSeq, a predicted model, not a curated record
AUGUCCUGUUGUGGCUCCGUCUGCUCUGACCAGGGCUGUGGCCAAGGCUGCUGCCAGACCACCUGCUGCCGCCCCAGCUGCUGUGGUUCCUGCUGCUGCCGCCCCAGCUGCUGCAUUUCUAGCUGCUGCCGCCCCUCCUGCUGUGGCUCCAGCUGCUGUGGCUCCAGCUGCUGUCGUCCUUCCUGUUGCAUCUCCAGCUGCUGCCGCCCCUCCUGCUGUGGUUCUAGCUGCUGUGGCUCCAGCUGCUGCCGCCCCUCUUGCUGUGGUUCUAGCUGCUGUGGCUCUAGCUGCUGCCGCCCCUCCUGCUGUGGUUCUAGCUGCUGUGGCUCCAGCUGCUGCCGCCCCUCUUGCUGUGGUUCUAGCUGCUGUGGCUCCAGCUGCUGUCGCCCCUCCUGUUGCAUCUCCAGCUGCUGCCGCCCCUCUUGCUGUGGCUCCAGCUGCUGUGGCUCCAGCUGCUGCCGGCCCUCCUGCUGCCCCUGCUGCUGCCUCCGCCCAGUCUGUGGCCAGGUCUCCUGCCCCACCAAUUGCUAUCGCCCCACCUGUGUCAUCUCCACCUGCCCCCGCCCCAUGUGCUGUGCCAUCCCUGACUGCUGA